Solanum stenotomum is the source of this 2075-nucleotide messenger RNA. RefSeq lists its product as uncharacterized. The transcript is spliced from 10 exons. The coding region runs from base 279 to 1628 and encodes 449 amino acids. The record is from RefSeq and is a predicted model, not a curated record. Gene Ontology annotation, molecular function: 3'-5'-RNA exonuclease activity; calcium ion binding. NCBI's taxonomy places the organism in Eukaryota, Viridiplantae, Streptophyta, Magnoliopsida, Solanales, Solanaceae.
ACCAAUUUAUAUAUUUCAACUUCCCCACUUCUCUCCAUUCAUAACAAUUUCUAUAUAUUUUUUUCAUCUCUCUAAAAAAAUCCGCAUUGGUUCUUUUUCUGGAAAAGUUUCCAUAAAAAUCUUGUGUUUAUGUGUCAGAGAAUUUCCGUUUCAUUGUCGGUAAAGGAUAUUGGAUUUAUCAGGCGGUUUCCGUUGGGUUUAUAAAUCAUCAUUGGGUUUAUACAUUCGGAAAAUUUUGUAUGUUCUAAUAAUACGUUUUUGUUGAAUUGAAUUGAAUUAUGGGAAGGAAGAAUAGAGGAACAACGAAAGGGAGGGUCUCAAGACUUGGAGCUUAUGCGAUUGCUUCGUCAAUCGAUGAACCCAAUUCGAUUUCUUGUACCACCUUCAAUAUUCUCGCACCCAUUUAUAAAAGACUCAAUCAUGAGGACCAGAGUUGUAGAGAAAGCGAUUACAAGGCGAAUUGGUUGAGCAGGAACAAUAGGAUAUUGGAUUGGUUGUUGUUUGAGAGGUCUUCCAUUAUUUGUCUUCAGGAAUUCUGGGUUGGUAAUGAAGAACUUGUUGGUAUGUAUGAUAAGAGGCUCGGAGAUGCAGGAUAUAAUAAUUUCAAGCUUGCACGAACCAAUAAUCGUGGUGAUGGUCUUCUGACGGCUGUUCAUAAGGAUUACUUCAAGGUUAUAGCUCACAGAGAGUUGCUUUUCAAUGAUUUUGGUGACCGUGUUGCUCAGCUAUUGCAUGUUGAACUACUUGCACCUUUUGCACAAUGUCGAACCAAUAACGUUCGGCAAGAAAUGUUGAUAGUGAACACACACCUUUUGUUUCCUCAUGAUUCAAGUUUCUCUAUGGAACGACUGCGACAGGUCUACAAGAUAUUGCAAUAUGUGGACUCAUAUCAGAAAGAAAAUAAGCUUAACCCCUUGCCAAUCAUUCUGUGCGGUGACUGGAAUGGGAGCAAGCGCGGCCAUAUUUACAAAUUCCUCAGAUCUCAAGGAUUUGUAUCAUCGUAUGAUACUGCUCACCAGUACACUGAUACUGAUGCUCAAAAGUGGGUGAGCCACCGUAAUCACCGCGGAAACAUCUGUGGUGUGGAUUUUAUAUGGCUUUUGAAUCCAAAUAGCUACAGGAAAUUGCUGAAAACAAGUUGGAGAAAUGCAAUUUUCAGUAUGUUCAAGUAUCAACUUCGUCGUGCCUCGUUGACUGAGAAAGAUGCAUUUGCUUUCCUUAAAGCUGACAGUGAUGGUGAUUACAUUACAUAUUCUGGGUUUUGUGAAGCACUCCGGCAGCUUAAUUUGAUUGGACAAUGCUAUGGGCUGACCGCUGAGGAGAUAAACGACUUGUGGUUGCAAGCAGAUAUAGAUGGAAAUGGAGUUCUGGAUUACAAUGAAUUCCAGCAGCAUCGGGUAUGGAACCCCUCACGGUCAGAGCCAAGAGAUGGUAUAUGCGAUGAGUCAUGGGAUGGCAUUGUUAGUGAUACAGAAGAAACAAUUGGUUUUAGUGUCAAGAAUGCAGUUCUCUUCCCCACCGAAGCUGAGAAAGGAACAUGGCCCGAAGAUUAUUCACUUUCUGAUCACGCCAAACUUACUGUGGUAUUUUCACCUGUAAGAAUGCUAUGCUGUCAAUUGUCCCGUUAGUUUCUUGAAUGUUGAUUGCCUUGGAACUGAAUUUUAAGUAAAAAAGACUUGAGGGUUGUAGCCAGACUACAAGAUUCUAAAACUGCUGCCUGAGUUCUCGAACUGGGAGACUUAUGCUUGCUUCCAACUGAGCUCUGCUGAAGAUAAUAAUACCAUCUUGAGGCACACAUAGUGUAUCUAAGUAAGAUAGUACAAGAGGGUGCCCAGUCUUUCGGAAGAGAUAUGGCUGAUGCCUGGAUCUUGGAGUUCAUUCAAAGUGUCUAUUCAUGUCGAUCAAGACUUACUCUAGCGUUCAAGUAUAAUGCCAUAAUGGGGUUCAUGUCGGCAUUUCCUCUUCUUACUCUCUACAUGUUCCAUGCUCGUAUAUAACGGUAGAGGUGGAAGUAUAUAGAGUAAGUAGGAAAUGUAAAUAUUUAGUUUUAAUGAAAGAUGUAGUAGCUUAGAGAC